AUGGCAAGGUCUUACGGCGUUGCCCCCGUCGAUAGAGAUGACACUGUUGCCGAUAACGAUAACGCUCCUUUGCUGGGUGUCGGCGCUCCCAAGGCCGAGGAGGAAGACGGACAUGCUACCAUUGUCAGCUGUGUAGGAAACUUGGCAAAUACCAUCAUGGGCACUGGAAUGCUCACGUUCCCACUUGUCAUGGCCUCUGGUGGUAUACUACCGGGCGUUGUGAGCUGCAUCACCUCGGGCUGUAUCGGUGCACUCGGCCUAUGGAUGUUGAGCCGUUGUGCAACUCGCACUCCUCAUCGCAAGUCUUCCUUUUUCGCCGUCUCCAAGAUCACGUUCCCUUCCGCCGCCGUCUUUUUCGACGCCGCAAUUGCCAUCAAAUGCUUGGCGUAUCCAUUAGGCAAUUACCUCAUCAUUAUCAAAGGUCUCAUGCCCGCGGUCGUUCAUUCGUUUUACCAUGUGUUCACCGCUCCGGACGUUAAUCCGCCUUGGUGGGCUGUUUCCGUCUACCUUGUCUGCAUCGUCAUAUUUUGCUACUGGUCUCCGCCUGAAGGAACGGUCAAACCAGGCCCGAUUCAUAUAAUCCACUUUGACAAGUCAUUUAUCUCCACCUUUCCCGUCCAGGUAUUCGCCUAUACAUGUGCCCAAAACCUCUUCCCGAUCUACAACGAACUCAAAUCCAAUACCCAACCACGAAUGAACACGGUUAUCUUUACAUCCAUCUUUUCAGCAACAGCGACGUACGAAAUCAUCGCGGUCUUUGGGUAUCUCACAUUUGGAUCCAAGGUCGGACCCAAUAUCAUCCAUGUAUCCGUCCACGACCAUCUUCAUCGCCAUUGGUCCAUCCCUGCCGAGGAUGCUUGGACAAGAACAAGACGAGGCGGAGGUGCUGGAUCCGCAUGGUCACAUGGAAAGAUGAGCAAGGCAAGGCAUGUUGCGCUCACUUCGGCGAUUGUCGGGUUUGGAUUCGCCAUUGCGUAUUUCGUGGACGAUUUGCAACUGAUCUUGUCGUUUGUCGGCUCCACGGGAUCAACGACCAUCUCGUUUAUUCUUCCUGGGCUGUUCUACUUCAAGUUGUUCCGCAAUGAUCCUGGGCAUAGCCGCGUGCUCUUGGGUACUGCGCUCGCCCUCGCACUCUAUGGCGCUCUCAUCUUUGUGUUUUGCUUGACCUUUAACAUCAUGAAGUUCGCAUGUGUCGUCGUCGCGUCUCUUUCGCCGUCACCAUCGACCGACCUCUCGCUGCCCACGUCUACAUCCGCAGCCUCAUCCGACCCCGGUACCCGCGACGAGCCCGAUCCGACCAUCAUCGAGGCCCUCAACAGCUCCAAGGAUCGACUCUUUGUCCUCAAGCUCGGCGACGACUUUGAUAGUCUCCUCAACGAACGCGGGACACCAGGAAAGCGGUGCACGUAUGUUCCGCCCUCGUCGUACCAGCGCAUGUUGGUCCACCGCUGUGCGCAGUAUUACAAGUUGCUCAUCGAGGCAGAUGCAAAGACGAUUUCUGUCAUGCUCGGUCCCGAGUCUCGCGCACCCAAAUCCCGUAUAUCGGAGAUUGUUCCUAUGGAGCAAGCACCCGCUCCGGCAUUCAAGAUCAUGCGUCGUAAUGUUGAUGAGCGCGCGCGUGCGAAGCAGCCUGGUCGAGCUGACUCGACAGGAGAUGAUCAACCCGAUGGGACGGCUCCCUCCGAGGACCUCAAGCGCCGUGCCCAGAUGACCAUUGAGGAACGUACCGCAGCUUACAACCAAGCCCGGUCCAGAAUCUUCGAGGGUUUCCAAGAAAAGGACGACCCACCGUCAACACCACCCACGAGGCGUGACUCGGCCAAUUCAGAGCCCCGUUGGGUCGACAAGCAGCGUCGAUCUGAUCUUUCGUCCUCCUCUCGUGGGUCUCCGGCACCCCAGGACAUGACGACUAUACCGGCUUCGUACUACCCACCCAUGCUCUUCAACCCCAACGCGCCGAGCGCUCCAGUUCAUUCUCCUCAGCAAUACGAACCCAACGCUACACAACCACCACCGGUGCCGUAUAUGUACGGUCCGCAAUACUACCCGAUGUAUGCAUACUAUCCGCAACCACAGUACGACCCCAGGCAGGGCCCCGCUCCUGGCAUGCAGAUGUAUGCCCCUCCGCCGCCGCCCCCUCAGGGUGUCGCCUACCCGUUCCCUCCUCAACACGCGGCCACCUGGCCCCCACCGAUUCAAUCCCAGCCCCAACCACAGCCUCAGAUCCAGCCCGAAACACAACGUCAUGCGUUCCCUCCGAUGCCCCCUCCUCCCCAACCCGGUCGACACAUGCACGUCCAAAAUGACCCGUUCCCACCUCACCAGUAUAUGCAACCGUACCAGUGCGCUGGGUAUAUGCAUCAACCGGUGCUCAUCCCUACGCCACCCGAUGCACCGGGUAGUAGUCAUUCGAGCCGCUCGGGAUCCAGGAAUGGCCAUAGUGGGCAUGCGAGCAAUGGAUCCAACGGAGGCGCCAAGGGACCGAGGGCUCCGGUUGGCCCCUGGGGUACACCAACGCUUGCAACUCCCAUGCGAGUGACGGGACCUAAUCGGCGUUUGUCCACGAGCUCGAGCUCAACGAGUGCAUACUCGGGUUCGGUGGAGGUGCAGGGAUCUUCCGCUUCUUCCUCUUCGUCUCGGCGGACGUACACUUCCACGUCGACGACGUCCAAGCACCCUCUUCCAGCGCGACCCGACUGGGCUGUGGGGCUCAUGGCAGAACCCAACCUCUCACGCACGACCUCGACGAGUUCGACGGAUAGCAGAUUGAGGAUGACUUCCCGCUCAUCUUCUGGGAACCAGAUCCCGCGUGCUGGAUCCGGACCUGUCAAAUUGGGGGCCAAUACGACCGACUUUCCUCCUUUAAACAGUAACGGUAACGGCACCGCCAAUAACGGAGCUCGGGCGGGUGCAUGGGGUCGAGAAGGAUCGCCUGCCAAUUUGUUUAACAGCACCAUGACCCCUCCGCCCGUGCCUCCUGCAGCCGGCCGAAGGUUCGAAGAAACGGAUUCGAUUGGACGACCGGUUCCCAAGUCAUUUGGAUUAUACAAUCCACCACGGGUGCGGGUCCGGCGGCCCUUCCGGCCCAGGUCCGAACUCCCCAAGAAGGCACUGACGCACUUGUUGAUCAGGUCUCCAAGUUGA
Molecule: messenger RNA, 3144 nt
Organism: Rhizoctonia solani
Lineage: Eukaryota; Fungi; Basidiomycota; Agaricomycetes; Cantharellales; Ceratobasidiaceae
Product: Transmembrane amino acid transporter protein
Exons: 14
Coding region: 1-3144 (1047 amino acids)
Biological process (GO): amino acid transmembrane transport
Cellular component (GO): fungal-type vacuole membrane
Molecular function (GO): L-arginine transmembrane transporter activity; L-tyrosine transmembrane transporter activity; L-lysine transmembrane transporter activity
Source: RefSeq, a predicted model, not a curated record